Pararge aegeria (speckled wood butterfly) is the source of this 4728-nucleotide messenger RNA. RefSeq names its product protein suppressor of sable (gene su(sable)). Lineage: Eukaryota; Metazoa; Arthropoda; Insecta; Lepidoptera; Nymphalidae. Gene Ontology annotation, cellular component: nucleus. The transcript is spliced from 2 exons. Gene Ontology annotation, biological process: negative regulation of DNA-templated transcription. The record is from RefSeq and is a predicted model, not a curated record. Gene Ontology annotation, molecular function: RNA binding; metal ion binding. The coding region runs from base 488 to 4024 and encodes 1178 amino acids.
UAUUGAUAUAUUGAUUUUUAACUUCCUAAAUUAUUGUCUUUAUUGAGUUUCUUUUGUUCUUAUAAUUAUUGUUGGAACGUCAAGGGUAUGUUCAAUUAGUUAAAAGAUAAAUCGACCUAUUUCAAUUGGUUGGUUAGUAAUAGACGCGAGUCACUAUACGCCAAUAUUUGUAAGCCUGUGUUUGUGUGAGUGAGCUUUGUACGCGUGACCUCGAAAAAGGAAGGACAAAUAUCUUGCCGUUCUAGAAGGUUGACGUCAUUCAAUAUCGUGGCGAGGCGAGAGCGCAGCGCACCAACCUAGCGAGACAUUGUGAAAUGUGAACGGCCACCCACUGCUUGCAUAUCUGUCCGUAUCUAAUAAUUUACUUGAAAGUUGUGGCUAUGAACAGUUAGUCAGUAGUCUAUUGACUCCUGCCAUACAUGUUGAAUUCAAAACUGCGCAAUUUUCUUAAAUUAAUUUGUGAUACCUACCUGGAGAAAUCAUUCCAAUGACAAUCGACUCUAUCGUUUCCUCGACGUUUAUUAGUGAAAAUAUGGCAGAGUUAGCAACUAAUAUAGAAGACCUAGAAGACGGUGAGAUUGAAAGUGAUGGUGAGGAGUCCAAGGAAAUUCAUACUGAAGUAAAAAGUGAAGAAGCAGUGCCCGUUGUUGAAACUGUCGAUAAAGAUGAGACAGAAGUUCAAAAUUUUUACUUUUCAAAGUCAGGUAAGAAAAAGAAAUCUAAAUCAAAUAAAAGCGGACAAAAACUUAAAGAUAAAAAUAAAAAAAAUCGUAAAUACGUUAACUCAGUAGAUGAAGAUUUCGCUGGUAGUGUUGAAAAAGCUAUAAGAAAAGCCUUGAAUAAAUCGAAUGCUAAUGAAGCUCUAGGUGAGGAAGAUGUUGAGGAACGCCGUAAACAUAAGAAACGAAAAAAAUACGAUGGGAAAGAGGGACAAAGCAAAAAACGUAAAAAGCAAGAUUAUUCAGAUGAAAUGGAUGAGAGUGAAAUGAUGUGCAUUAGGGGAGCGUCACCAGUUCAGAGACAGUCUCCUCAAGAAGUGUAUCAAGAUGGAGAUAAGGAAUCUUAUGAAUCUGACAGUAGCCAUGAUUCCAGAGGGCAUUCAACCCAUCGACAACAAAGACAUAGACCUCAGCGUGAAAGAAAUAAAAAUAAAAAUGACAGACGACGAGGUAAUCACCAAAUCCAAGACCCUGAGGGUGUUUGCUUGUAUUAUAUGCAAGGGAAAUGUCAUAAAGGUGACGACUGUAUUUAUUCCCAUGACGCUCAACCUCCGCGGAAAAUGGAAUUGUGUAAAUUUUAUCUUAUGGAAUGUUGUGCAAAGAGAGAUAAGUGUUUAUAUAUGCAUGCUGAUUUUCCAUGUAAAUAUUACCAUACUGGGCUUCCUUGUAUAUAUAAAGAUGAAUGUAAGUUUGCACAUGGCAAACCUCUUAAUGAGGCUCUCAAAAAUAUUCUACUUAAGCAUAUUGAAUCAGCUCCUAAAGAAAUUUUAGGUGAUUUUCCAAGAUUAAAUAGGGAAGGAGCGAUGAAAAUGAUUCAAACUACACAAUCUAAACUAAUACAGCAGUUUUCAGAAAAUACAGAUGUUCAAGUUAGGCAACCUAGUAUACCUUCACUUUUUGAUUUUAAUAUUCCAAACCCGUCAAAUAAUUUUGAUUCUGUUCAAAGUAACCAGUUCCUUAGUGAACGACAAAAUAAAAUUUCCCCAAAAGUGCGUCAAUCACGGUGGCAGAACGACGAACAAAAUUCAAACUUAUCUCCAAAUAGUAAUGUAGGUACCAGUAACGUAUUAUGUAUUAAAAAUUUGAACGGGGUAUUAUCACCCAGACAAAUUUUAGAUCUUACUAAAAUGGGUAUUGAAAAUCUCGAUCAACUGGGUCAAUUGACUGUAUUACAGCUAAACAGUAUUGGGAUAUCAUUAAAACAAAUAACCGAAAUUCAAUUGAAUACAAUGAAUAUACAAAAAUUUGGAUUAAUUAAUAAUAUCGAGCAACAGGCUCAAUAUGUUGGGUCUAACGUUGUAAAAGAUUUGGAUCUACGAAUUCCACCUGCACCACCUACAACAAAUAGUAUGACUACGAUGCCAUCUGAAUUACCUGAACAAGAUAUUGAUAUGCGUUUUCUUCCAAGUAUAACUGGCGUUAUAGGCGUAAAUGAAGACUCUUCUGUCAGUAAACACAUAAAAAAGGAUCCAUUUAGUAAAGAUAUGAUUGAUAUCGAUCAGUAUACUAAAGAUGCGCUUAAAUUUGCUUCUAAAGAUAAAGAAAAUAUUGAUAUCUCAAAUGAAGCCUUGGAUAACGAGAAAGUGAAAGAUGUUGACCACAGAGUGCUCCCUUUUGUAGAAGCCAAUCCAAGCCUCCAACCUGAUACAGAAGAACAUCUAUUACACACAGAAGGUGAUACUGACAUUCGAUUCCUGCAACCGGACCCCAUUUUCAAAAAUGUUGAAAAAAGGAACCGUCGCUCUACUACUGAUGAUGACGAGGACAACAAUUUAUUGAUUGAUGAAAAAUGGUAUUCAAGCGAUGAAGAGAAAGGUAACAAAAAGAAGUCAUAUAGUACUUCACCACAAAAAGCGCUAAUGUCUCCACCCGCACCUCAUGCUGUAGAACCAUCGACUGUUUUAAGUAAACUUGGAGAUCUUUCAAAAAUUGACAUCAGCGAAGAAGUCACAAAACUGUUAAAUACUAUGAAGAAUAAUUUACAGGAUACCAAAUCAAACACCCAGGAGCCGACAGAGCAAAACGUAUCGCGAGAUCCUCGCUCCAGACGAUCUCCAGUUUCUGCUACUGAAAAGGUAAUAAAAUCCCCCCCUAGUAAAAAACCUCCGCGGGUGUCAAUUUAUGAAUGUGUAGACGGUGAACCAACUGACGGACGAAGAAGGACGGAUGUAGAUUUAAGGCAAACAGAUUAUAAAACUCCAAGCUUUGGUGAUACAGAUUUGAGGCAGAACUUAAGUGGUGAUAUUGACUUGCGUUUAGCAAUACCUUUUAAAGUGAUGUCUAAUUACACGCCGGCCUCUGAGAUUAAUGGUUCUAUUAAUAGUCACCCUCCGAUUUCAUACAAAUUAGUCCCAGUGCAUAUUCCGCGACCUGACUAUACUGAUAUUAGAAAUAGCACAGCCAAAUCUCAAGCUCUGACGGAUCCUAGGCUAAGAAAAGUCUUUAGACUAUCAGUAGAAGAUUCGAAUAGCGAUAGUGAAAAGCCUAUUAAACCUGUAAAUACUGGUCCACGAAUAGAUCCACGUAGGAAACCAAAAGAAAUAAGUCAAACUGAAAGUUCAUAUCAAGAACAGAAAAGUAAUUCAUUAGAUAUACACUCAGUUUUACAAAAUUCUACUUGGUAUAAGGAAUUAAGCUCUACGCAUAAAAUUUUUGUUAACCAAAAUUUAGCACCUAUUACUCAAAUGAUAAAACAGUUCCAGCAAGACCAAAUGCCAGGUAAAAAAAUGGAUGUCACUUCAUUUCAAAACAAUACCAUAUUAUGUAGUAUUUUUAACAAUUUAGGCAUAACACUAGGCGACAAUGGUGAAUUUUCGUAUUUACCGAAACCCAAAGAGGCUUUAUUAAAAACCCCUAGUAAUUUCAAUCAGAAUACAAACCCAUUCGCUGCCAAUAAUAUGCCAGGAGCUCCGGGCUCAAUGGAAGGUAAUAUGAAUAUUAUGAACAUGCAAGCUUUGAGUGGGAUGAAUCCUAUGAAUCAUUUACAUGGUUUUAAUCAGGGUUUAUCUGAUCCUAGAGGCGGUCCUACGCCGGGCCUUUUAGGCAUUGCACCGAACAUGCCGCCUCAUAGCUUUAAUAAUAACAAUAAAUUUGGAGGUCCCCCUAAUUUUGGUAAUAUGGGAUUUAACGGUCCUCAAGGUGAUUUUAAUUAUAUGGAAAACGAGCAAAACUUUCAAAGAUUUCCUAAUAGAGGCGGACACCGCGGUCGCGGAAAUGAUCGAUGGAAUCGCGGAGGUUCUGGAAGGGGUCAUAGAGAUCGGAAAAAUUUCAAUGAACGUGGCAAUUGGAAAAAUGAUAGGCAUUAAAUAUUAAUAGGUAUAUAUAAAUUAUUGUUAUUGAAAAUUACCCUUCCACAUAUUGCAAAGUGUGAUUAAGGUGAUAAUUCUAUUAGUAACAGGCUUGUAAAGAUAAAGUUUUUUUUUAUAAUUUAUUUAUCCUGAUAGAGUAAGAUAUUCUGUACAAGGUCAUAAAUAUAGCAAAUAGUGUAAAUAUUUUUGGAAGUUAAUCGAUUCGUUCUAGUUUUCUAAUUGAUAAGGUUAAUUGUAUAAAAUAAAUAAUAUUAUGUUUAAAAUAGACGAAAGCUAUACAUAAUUAAGUUAAUUUUUUUCACUAAGAAGUACUCAUUAUACGAGCCAAAUGUUUUAAGACUGAGUGCAGGUUAUAAUCGAGUUAUUGUUUUUAAGUAUGUAGGAAUUAUCGUGAUCAAACUACCUUUUCCGAACUAUGUGAUAAGUGACUGCAUACAUAAUUAGUACUUUCGAGACAAAAUUCAGGCUGAAAAAUAGUAGAGACAUAAGUGAUUAGAUUUGCGAUUAGCUUAGAUUAAUGUUAGAGACGUGGUCAUCAUAAAAAGGUUUCCUGUAAUAGUGUCCUAAUCGAAAGCAAUAAUAAUAAAAAAUCAAGUUUUGUUAAAUAGAAAACGUUUAACUUCCGUUCUUUUUGAAUAAUGUAAUGUAGGUAAAAGUUGUAUUGAUUAAAGCCUACUCGAUUUAAAAUAAACAUAUCUUUA